Molecule: messenger RNA, 1930 nt
Organism: Panthera uncia (snow leopard)
Lineage: Eukaryota; Metazoa; Chordata; Mammalia; Carnivora; Felidae
Product: phorbol-12-myristate-13-acetate-induced protein 1
Exons: 2
Coding region: 200-364 (54 amino acids)
Biological process (GO): apoptotic process; release of cytochrome c from mitochondria; DNA damage response
Cellular component (GO): mitochondrion
Source: RefSeq, a predicted model, not a curated record
GAGCGCGGGAGCCGGCCGGCGCUCAGACCUGAGAGGUGCGCGCGCCCCUGUCGUCGCUGGUAGAGUUGGGUCCCGCCGCCCCGGUCCGGCCCGUCCCCGCCGCGCGUGCAGCUCGCGUGCCGCCGCCCCGAGGUGUUCGGGGUGGGGGACCGAGACCCCCGGGCUCCUGCGGCACGGUGGCCGGCGGCCGCUGGCGGAGAUGCCUGGGAAGAGGACGCGUAAGAGCGCGCAGCCGAGCCCCGCGCGGGCCCCGGCAGAGCCCGAAGUGGAAUGUGCCAUGCAGCUCCGGAGAUUUGGAGACAAACUGAAUUUCCGACAGAAGCUUAUGAAUCUGAUAUCCAAACUCUUCCGCUCGGGAACCUGACUGCUUUGGGAGCUUUCGAAUGAGGAGAUUGGUUUGAGACGGAAGGUUCCCCAGUAGAUGCAAAUUUCAUCAGUUAGAAGAGACUGCCUUGUAAUGGAGGUUGUGAGGGAGAUCUCACUUGCUUUUGGAUGCCCUUGGAAACCAGGAUGGGAUACAUCCAAGAGGAUUUCUGUCGGGGAUUUCCCAGAAGUCAUUUUUCUGGGGCUCGGGAGAAUGUUAUAAGACCACUUUGUUUAUUUGUAAGGCAAGAAUGGAGGAACUGUGCAACAUAAGGAAUGAAUUACUUAUACCUUGAGUUUUUACUUCGAAAAUUAUUCUGGUAUGUGUGCUGAAGGUUGCUGCCCAGGGGUGCUGGCAAACGGAUAACGGUGGGCAGGGGCAAGAAAGAGCGAAUGUUCAGUGUUGGUUUUCACUUUUGGAAGACAGAAAAGUGCUGUAUAGUCUUCAGUUUAUAUAUUACCUUGUUAAAAGUAAAGAUUUCAUUCUGGAAACACAAUGUCAUGGCGAAUGUUGAUCCCAUAGGUCACUACAAAAUAUAGGGUAAAUUUGAAAGCUUUUUCCUUUUGACUCAAAAUGUAUUGCUUCUGUUCGGAUGACCCUUCAUUGAAUUAUGUUCCUCUGAAUCUUCGCUGGAAAGUCUGUACUUGGGAAAAAAUGUGACAGAGAUGUUAUAUGGUGCCAGUAAGAUUCUUACCGGUUAGAAUGUUACAACAUAAAGAACGUGGGAAUUUGCAUACUGAGAAAUAAUGGGGGAAAAAGGCGAUUUAGGCUUUCUACUGCUGUAAUUAAAACUUAGUGAAACAAAAAUUCUCAAGUAACUUGAUAGGAAAAUGAAUGUAUUUCUAAAGAAGUUUUGAAAAUCUGUAAGUUGCCUUUUCUCAUACUAGUCAGUGUACCUCUUUCAAGAAGUGGUCCUUUAAAAGAAAUUAAGCACGUUUUACAUAGGAUAUACUUUUUUAAAAAAAGAGAAUGCAUUGCUCAUCCAGAAUGGAAAUCUCAUCUAUAUGUGUAGUUUGCAUUAUAAUAAUAUGUAGGUUCUGUGAAAGGUAUAUGAAUUUCCCCCUUUUAUUGUUAGAAGGCCAGACUACCGACAAAGCCCCCAAAUACAUAAAAAAGAAAUAAUAAUGUCAUGAUUGAAUUUCAGCAAGAAUGAUCUUAUUUAUUUUACCUAUUUAUAAUUAAAGUAUUUUGUUCAGUUUCAAAGCGUAUUCGUUAAAGUUACAUUUUUAGAUUAUGAGACCAGGCUUUCAUAAGUACUUGAACAGUAAGAAUGUUUUCAUGAUAGGCUGUAGUCACUUUAGAUGAAAAAUUACCUCAGUAUCUGUUUUUCUGCAGUGUUACUUAAGGCUGUUAGUUUAUUUCGUGGCAACGAUGUUUUUUGAUCUGUCUGGAGGCAGAUAUUUUGCCCUAUGGAUAUUUAUGGUCUGUAAUUGUAUUUAUACAGGUAAAACUUUAUACUGUAGCUGUAAACUAUUAAAGAUUAUCACCAGUCUUGGCUGCGUGUUUACUUCGGUCACGUAAGCUGCCGAAUGUUCGUUACGAAACCAAAAUCGUUUCACCGAUUUC